CGGCGGAAGCGGCGGGGAGGGGGAGCCGGACGGGGCCGUGGCGGCCGGCGGCAUGGCCAAGCAGUACGACAUGGUGGAGUGCCCCUUCUGCGACGAGGUCUCCAAGUACGAGAAGCUCGCCAAGAUCGGGCAGGGCACCUUCGGGGAGGUUUUCAAAGCCAAGCACCGCCAGACGGGCAAGAAGGUAGCCCUGAAGAAGGUGCUGAUGGAGAACGAGAAGGAGGGGUUCCCUAUCACGGCUCUGCGAGAGAUUAAAAUCCUCCAGCUGCUCAAGCACGAGAACGUGGUGAACCUCAUAGAAAUCUGCAGGACCAAAGCCUCUCCGUACAACCGCUGCAAGGGCAGUAUCUACCUGGUGUUUGACUUCUGCGAGCACGACCUGGCUGGCCUUCUCAGCAACGCCCACGUCAAGUUCACGCUCUCGGAGAUCAAGAAAGUCAUGCAGAUGCUACUGAACGGACUGUACUACAUCCACAGGAACAAGAUCUUGCAUCGAGACAUGAAAGCCGCCAAUGUCCUGAUCACUCGGGACGGAGUCCUGAAGCUCGCAGACUUCGGGCUGGCUCGAGCUUUCAGCCUGGCUAAGAACAGCCAGCCGAACCGCUACACCAACCGGGUGGUCACCCUGUGGUACCGGCCGCCAGAGCUGCUCCUAGGGGAGCGGGACUACGGGCCCCCCAUCGACCUCUGGGGCGGAGGCUGCAUCAUGGCCGAGAUGUGGACCCGCAGCCCCAUCAUGCAGGGCAACACGGAGCAGCACCAGCUCACCCUCAUUAGCCAGCUCUGUGGAUCCAUCACGCCGGAGGUCUGGCCGAAUGUGGAUAAAUACGAGCUGUUUGAGAAGCUGGAUCUCCCCAAGGGCCAGAAGCGCAAGGUGAAGGAUCGCCUGAAAGCCUACGUCAAGGACCCCUAUGCGCUCGACCUCAUCGACAAGCUGCUGGUGCUGGAUCCCGCCCAACGCAUCGACAGCGACGACGCGCUGAACCACGACUUCUUCUGGUCAGACCCCAUGCCCUCGGACCUCAAAAACAUGCUGUCCACCCACAACCAGUCCAUGUUUGAGUACCUGGCCCCGCCACGCAGGCGGGGUGGGCACAUGCCCCAGCAGCCAGCAAACCAGGGCAGGAACCCCACAGCCACCAAUCAGACCGAAUUUGACAGGGUGUUUUGAGCGGGGUCCCGGCCGGGCUGCUCAGGGAGGUGCAGUGAGCAGGGAUGAGCUGGCGGGGUCUCUCUCUCUCUCUCUCUCUCUGGGCAGGGACUUCCUUCAAGGUGAAGUGCCUGGUGGCUUUAACCGAGCUCUGCUGUCCCCUCUCCUUGCACAGGAGCUCUGCCACUAAGGAGCUGCGGCGUGCAAGCUGUCUGCUUGUGCGUGUGUGUGUGUGUGUGUGUGUGAGUGGGGAGGUGACGUCUGUGAGCCUGGGGUUGUUUCCCUGCAGCUUUGGCACAGAGCCUGUGUCCCCCUGGAGCAACCUGUAUUGGUUAGGUUAAUCUCGUGGAUCAAUUGUUAGGGACCUGGUGAUGGCGAAGGUGGCUGUGUCAGUGCUGGGGCUUGCCGAGGCUCUCAGCAAACAGUCCAGUGAGCAGCAGGACUGGGAGCAGCUGCCCUGGACCAGACUGGGCCCCGCUGGUAGCCGUCUCUGACUCUCAGUUGGUCUUAGCUCCUACACAGCAUGUCCUCUGAACGCUCAGAAGCUGAUGUAGGAUGAGGCAGGUGCCUCUGAGUAAUUUGGACGUGUCUUGGGGAAGGCAUAGUCAUACUGCCUAGAGUGACUAACUCUCACUAGAGUUUUGGGCUACAGCCUAGAAAGGGCCUUAGUGGGCCAACCAGAGGGGUGGCUGACACAGCUGGUUGCUCCAUACAGCCAGGUUUUAUGGUGGGAAUCAUUGGUCUCUGUCACAGUGCUCGGCGUCUGUGCUUUCUUGGUUCCAAGCUGCAAUUAGGAUUCUUGUGGGACACACCUAGCCAGCUGCCUGCUUUUCGCUUAGCACUAACCAUGGUGAGAAUUUGGAUUGGGAAGGGAGCUGGGGGUGCUGCCCUCAGGCAGGCUGGCUCCUGGGGGUGCUUGGAGGCAGCCCCCUGUCCCACUGCUUGCAGAGCUUUCAGCACGGCAGGGCUGUGUUGGAGGAGCCAGGGCCACUCUUACAAACCCUCGUGCAUCCACUCCUCUGUCCUGGAGCUCUGUGGGUGAGUCUGGAGCAGGACCACCGCCGUCCCCAGGCGCAGAGAUGAGGCACACGGUGCCGGUGUGCGUGUGCCUUGCUCUGCUGGAGUUCUUGGGACGGGCUGGUGUGGAGCAGGUGCUCCUUCACAGCCUGCUCAGCACGUCGUCUUCCACGGCUGUCAGCUGCACAUGGCCGUCUUCUCCCGAGCCACAUGGAUCCCAAGACUUUCAAACACGUAACGUGUACGAAACGCGGUGGGCGAUAACCUUUGGCAUUUGAUAGGUUGUCCAUUAACUAGACCAGUGGCAAAAGCCACGUCCGUGGCAUAUUAGCUCGAGGUGGAGGAGGUGGGGAGCGCACCCGUUUCAGAACAGCCGCUGAGGAUGAUAAAGGACGCCUAUAAGGUAAAUCCCUCUUGGUGUGGGGGGCUCCAAAAUCGUGUCUGGUUGCGGGGGGGACUCGUUCCUUGGGGAAAAAAAUGAAGUUGGUUGCGAGCAAUAAGCCAGAUUACUUCUGCCAGUUGUGAAUAAACGUGAUCUUGUUCCGAAACACCUUCCCCCCC
This is a messenger RNA of Cygnus atratus (black swan), 2728 nucleotides long. RefSeq names its product cyclin dependent kinase 9 (gene CDK9). Gene Ontology annotation, cellular component: nucleus. The transcript is spliced from 7 exons. The record is from RefSeq and is a predicted model, not a curated record. Lineage: Eukaryota; Metazoa; Chordata; Aves; Anseriformes; Anatidae. Gene Ontology annotation, biological process: protein phosphorylation. Bases 53 to 1171 code for a protein of 372 amino acids. Gene Ontology annotation, molecular function: cyclin-dependent protein serine/threonine kinase activity; ATP binding.